Molecule: messenger RNA, 887 nt
Organism: Olea europaea var. sylvestris
Lineage: Eukaryota; Viridiplantae; Streptophyta; Magnoliopsida; Lamiales; Oleaceae
Exons: 1
Coding region: 133-522 (129 amino acids)
Source: RefSeq, a predicted model, not a curated record
AUCAGUUUUUUUUCCCUAUAAAUUCAUUACCAAUUCCCUACUUUUAUCAGUUCCACAAUAUCCAAUUUUUUCUAAUUUUCUCUUCUUUAUCAUAAUUUUCAGGUUAUUCUUCCUUCAGCAACCUGUUUUUCCAUGGCAGAAGAAUUUCAAGAAUCUGAAGUCAUUUUUCCAGAAAAUAAUGAAGAAAACGGGGAAUACUGCAAUGCUUCAGUUCAUUUGAAUUCACGAGAAUCAAGAAAGAGCAAGGGCAAAAGGAAAAAGUUGACUUCAGUUCCAAUGAAAAUCCCGGAAAAUGCGUCUACAUAUUCAUUGCUUGAGUAUAUGGAUUCAGAUUUUUUUGAUGAAGAUAGUAGUGAUGACGGAGAAAUGGUCCCACCACACGUCAUCAUCGGACGGCGUCUUGCCGGGAAAAUACUGGCGUUUUCCGUCUGCGCCGGGAUUAAUGGGAAGAGACUUAAAGGAAGGAAUUUGAUGGAAGUCCGAAAUUCAAUUCUCCGGAUGACAGGAUUUCUUGAAACAUGACUUCCGGGAAAAGCCAGGAAUAAAAUACAACUCAAGGAAAAAAAUAUAGGACAAUAUUUUCAGCCACCUUUUGUGGGUUUAAUUUUCAUCUUUUGAUUGUUAUAGAAUCUUCAGAAUUCACAUAAUUGAUUAUAGCGGAACUGAAAAGUGAAAAUUCAUUUUCUCAAGAGAGGAAAUCAAAAUCUUCAAAAUUGAAACCCAGAAAAUAAUAUUCUUAGCUUUAUCAGCUUUUUACUGUACUGUUCAUGUUCAUGUUCAUGUUUCCUUAAAAAUUUCUGUCCCAGACAGUACCCAACAUCCACAGUUGGUUUAUUCAGUGAGAUAGAUUUUAUUAUAUAUAUGUUUGUCAUGUAAAUUUAUAAAUA